ACCACAAAAAAAAACCAAAAAGAAAACCGUUGGCAGUUAGUUAGGUAGAACUAGAAGGCUAUAGCUUGUAACUAACAAACAAACAACACCUAAGAUUCUAAUUCUAAUUCCAAUUCUAAUUCUUAUAAUCACAAGUCACAACUACAAGUCUUCUCUAUCUUGUUCUUGUUCUUCAAUCUAUUAUUUUUCUUCCCCCAACAUAUAAUCAAGGCCUUAUAUUGUUAACAAAUAAUUAAUCAAGAAAAAUCUCAAUCUCCAUGCAGAGAUCACUAUGGUUACCAAUUUCCAACCCCUUAAUGGAUCAUCCAAUUCCAACCCAAUCUUACUCUUUUGGAUGGCAAGACACUUGGGCUUUCCUUCUUGCUGCUCUCUCCAUUUAUUUUUGUGUUUCAGCUAGUAUAUUAUAUGGAUUUUAUGGAGAUUCUCGUUUGAUUCUUGGUCCUAGUUCAUCACGUUUGAUAAAAACAAGUUCACUUUUUGUUCAACAAAUUGAAGUCAUAAAUAACUAUACUACUACUAAUGAUGAUAUUAAUCUUUAUGCUUUCACUGAGAAACCUGAAUUAAGUUCUCAAAUUAAUUGGACUACAUCAAAGUUUUUAGUUGUUGAAGCCUAUACUCGCAAGGGAAUUUCUUUGUGGUUAAAUAAAGGCUCCAAAAUCUAUUUGAGGUGGGAAGCAGAUGCUAGUAGUUUAAGUCAACUUGAAGGAGUAGUGAUUAAAGGAGGAAGGAGGUUAGAACAACUAAAGCCUAAACAAACUACCUUUAACUUUUCAAUGCCAAUUGCUGUUAGAGAGACUGAAAAUGGUAAAGAAGCUGAAUACAUUGUUGAGGAAGAUGAUAAGUACCACAUUGGUGUUCUAAACAUGAAUGCUAGGAACAUAAUCUUGACCAUGAAUGUCAAUGUUUCUGCAAAGAUAUAUGAUACUACCAAAGCCACAAAUAUGUGCUCUACUGGGAAUGGUUCAUGCAAACUUAGCACUUUUUUCCCUAUCACAUAUUAUGUAAUUCUAACCAAACCAAAAAAUGGAAAUGAUGAUGAAGCAUGGUUUGUUGAAGUUUCUUUUAUGUCUCGUGUUUUUUCUUACAUAAUUCUCUUAGGAAUUUUCAUGAUUGUGAUUUUUUUGAUAUUGAAAUGCCUUGGAGCUGAUGAUAAUCACAAUGAAGUUGAAGCUCAAGGAGUGACUGAAACACAACCUCUAAUGCAGACAAAUCCAAUAUCAUAUGGAACAUAUAAAUUUCAUGAUAAGAAAGAAGAAGAAUCAGAUGCAUCAAGUAGCUCUUCAGAGGAAUUGUAUAAUGAAAAAUUGUGUAUAAUUUGUUAUGAUGAACAACGAAACUGUUUCUUUGUUCCUUGUGGUCAUUGUGCCACUUGCUAUGACUGUGCACAAAGGAUUAUGGAUGGGGAUAGCAAAGUUUGUCCCGUAUGCCGGAGACUUAUUCAUAAAGUAAGAAGAUUAUUCAAUAGUUAGUCUGAAAGAUCUAAGUACUUGCGGUCUGCGACAACAACUGUUUGAUAUAAAAGUUUUAGAGUUCUUUACAACGGCGUCGUAGUUGCAAUUUUAGUCACAUUGGACGCAUUUUGCUGUAUUUGCUAUUUGGAACUAUGGUUAGGCUUAGAAAUGCCAGAUUGAUGUAUGAAGAUGACAUGUAUUCAAUAGUUAGAUACUUAGAUUAUGAUUUUGACAUUGAGUUUAUUUUUAUUCAUGGCAGUAAUACAUAAUUACAUAUGAGUGAUAUAUGACAAUAUCUCAUGACUUCUAAACUUGAAAGGUUAGUGUUAGAAAAUUCUCUGUUUUGACAGUACAAUUAGCACAUCAUUUUAGAA
Molecule: messenger RNA, 1825 nt
Organism: Trifolium pratense (red clover)
Lineage: Eukaryota; Viridiplantae; Streptophyta; Magnoliopsida; Fabales; Fabaceae
Product: E3 ubiquitin-protein ligase APD1-like
Exons: 8
Coding region: 258-1469 (403 amino acids)
Source: RefSeq, a predicted model, not a curated record